AUAGCUAGUAAAUUGAAAAUGUUUGAAAUUUUCCUAAAACUAUACAAAACUCGCUUGCAAAUAUUACUAGUUUGUUUCCUUGUUGCACUUGCAUACUCAAUUGUUGUGACAUUUUACUUCUCAAACAGCAAAGAAUCAGUGAUUGUAGUCAGAAAUAUAAAAAAUAAUUUACUAAUUUUAACAGACAUUACGGAUGAGUCUGUGGAACCUAAAAAUGAUAAAAAUUUAUUUUUCAUUGACACUUUUCGGAUGCAACUUAAGUAUAAGCAGGCGAGAGCUUUGAAAAUUGGGAAGCGACCAGCUUGUGCUAUUGAGUCUGCAGCCAUUUUAAAUCCUCAUCUAAACAUUUAUGCUGUCUACAUCACACGUGAAAAGAGACCAAAAUUGCAAUUAACACCAGAACUGUCAGCUUUAAUUCAAUAUCCAAAUUUAAAGUUUGUGUUCAUAAAUCACAAUAGUUUCCCAAUUGGAAGUCCAUUAGGCAGUUUCUUCAUCAAUAAUCAUGAAAUUACAAAAUCACAAUAUGUCAUUGCUCACAUGUCCGAUGCUUAUCGCUUAUUAAUUUUAUGGAAGUACGGAGGCAUUUAUUAUGACACAGAUGUGAUUUCCUUAAAAACCGCUGAAAAUACACCACAAAAUUUUGCAUGUGAUGAUGGCGAAGGUGUGAUUGUAGCAAAUGGAAUUAUGAGAUUAGAUACACAUAAAGGAAGGACUUUAGCGGAAAUGUUUAUAAAGUACAUGACUGAAAAUUACGAUGCAGACGAAUGGGGAACCAAUGGUCCAAUUGUCAUAACCAAAGUUCUCAGCGAAAUCUGCAAAACUGAAUCGAUAAGUGAAAUGGUUGAAAUGGAAAAUUGUGAUGGAUUUUAUGUCCUUCCACGAAAAAUUUGCUAUCCAAUUCCAUGGUCAAGAUGGAAAGGGAUUUUCAAUGAAAAUCAUGUGGAUAAGAUGAUGAGCCUUAUAAAUGACUCGAUGACUCUUCACUUGUGGAAUAAUUUGUCGAAACGUAGGAAGAUUGAGGUUGAAGAGGAUAAUUUAUUUAAUAGAAUUGCUAAGGACAAGUGUCCGAAUGUAUUUGGAGCGAUGAAUCAGGACUUUUAGAUUGCAGUGUAAACUCCUUCCCGACUCCCUCCCACACAUUCAUUUUUGUUCAUUAUUUUUUACUUUUUGUCUGAAGACGUUGAAUUUUUCAAGACAGUUCGAGGAAACGACAAAGUCUUUUAUCACUGUCUAGCCAAGUGUUGUCCAAACUAUUAGAUCGCUAAGCCACGACUAAAGUUGCACCCAGCAUCCGGCUCAUGUCAUUUCCAAAAAAAUCUACAGCACACAGUUUGGACAAGACUAGUAUAGCACAAGAUAGAAGGACAUAAUUUGACUGAACCUAACCUAAAUAGCACAAGUCGGUAAAUUGAAUAGAAAUCCGUCACCAAGCUGGCAUGACUCUGUCAUGGUGAAGCCUUCGAUUAAAAUCCGGCUUCAUGUAAUAGUCACACGUUCUAUCAUCGAUCAGGAUCACAGUUUCUUGUGUAGUAACACACCGCCUAGCUGGAACCCUCUCACAUUAAAGAGUCACACAGACUUGAUGAACCGACUUGUGCUACUCGGGUAUAAGAAUUUACAUUGAUUUGCAGUUUAACUUAAUAGAUAGAAAAUCAGGAUAGAUCAGGGGGAAUGUUGGGGGUUAUAGUAGCUACUUUAUAAUUACGAAUAAUGGGUAUAAAAAGCAACAUCUCAAAAUUUUCACCAACAUCUACUUACCAUACGUCCGCAAAAAAUUCCUCUCUAAAAUAAAAUAUUUAAAUCUGAA
This is a messenger RNA of Chironomus riparius, 1807 nucleotides long. Lineage: Eukaryota; Metazoa; Arthropoda; Insecta; Diptera; Chironomidae. The record is from the annotation of a GenBank genome assembly.